Messenger RNA from Lymnaea stagnalis (great pond snail), 12119 nucleotides. Lineage: Eukaryota; Metazoa; Mollusca; Gastropoda; Lymnaeidae. The record is from the annotation of a GenBank genome assembly.
GGACAAUCAGACAUUUUGGAGACAGACUGUCGGAUUAAUUGUCAAGUAAGUAGUAUGCUAUCUGUCAUGUCAAUGGUGAGUUGACUAAUAUACCAUCUGUCAUCGCUAUGGUCAGGUGAGAAGUGUAUUAUAUGUCAUGUCCAUGGUCAUAUAAGAAGUAUGUUGUUAGAUUUUUUAUUUUUUCUCUAAUUAAGUAUCCACAUGUUAUCAUAUGGUGUGUAAUCACACAACUCAAUGCCAGCUCUGUAUGUCUCGUUGUUGUCAUCAGAGUUGUUUAUAUUUGUAUUCCAUUAAGAAUGAGAUUAAACGUAUUAAAAAAGGUUUAUUUUACAAUUGAAAUGUUUGACAAAAGUCAAGUCUCAGAUAGUAAAUAUCUUUAUGGCAUUCCGGAAUUUCUCUCAUAACAAUAUUGCAUAUGUUACUAUGUUAAGUUAUGCAGUACUUGGCUAUUCAUAUAGUUGUCAAUAAGGUAUACAGUGAAUAGUAAUAUCAAAUAAUUGCUAGUAAGUUAUAUAGUGAAUAGUUAUAUCAAACAGUUGUUAGUAAGUUAUAAACUCGUUUUAAGCACAACUCUGUUUUUUGUAUCUGCACAUGUCACGUGGCUUGACAUCAGAGCUUUGAACUUGGUGAGUCUGUGGGGAAAGUUCUUGAUGGCUGUAACAACUGUUGGUGUGGACAAGGUGGCUUUAUGUGUACGCUGAUGGCUUGUCGGUGGUACCAGCCCCUAGAUUGUGAGAUUCGGGGACAGGUAACGGGGAAAAAAUUAACAAUCAGUAUAUAUAUUGAUAUAAAUGUAUAUAUACCUAUCGGUUUCAAUUUUACUUCAUAAUCCUUUUCUGAUAUUUCUCUUGUUACGGAAAAAAUUAUAGUAAACAAUGAUGAAUUUUACGAUUAAACUGACAUAUCUAAAUAACCUACAAUUUUAAAUCACGAAAUAUUUAAGUAAAAAGUAAUGCAUGUGAAAAAAUGCAUAUGUUUGAUAAAAGGUGCGUUAAAAGAGACAUUUCGUUAAUUCAUUUUCACAGCACUACAACAAUAAUGACGUCAUUCCAUCUGAUGAUUGCCAGGAAUGUCGUUGUAUGAAUGGCAACCUGGCAUGUACCAACUGUCCAAAUUAAAAACUGGCUGAAAAUGUGUGUGUAAGAUCAAAGAGAAUAGAUUACAUUUGUACUUUGGUGUGUGUAAGAUCAAAGAGAAUAGAUUACAUUUGUACUUUGGUGUGUGUAAGAUCAAAGAGAAUAGAUUACAUUUGUACUUUGGUGUGUGUAAGAUCAAAGAGAAUAGAUUACAUUUGUACUUUGGUGUGUGUAAGAUCAAAGAGAAUAGAUUACAUUUGUACUUUGGUGUGUGUAAGAUCAAAGAGAAUAGAUUACAUUUGUACUUUGGUGUGUGUAAGAUCAAAGAGAAUAGAUUACAUUUGUACUUUGGUGUGUGUAAGAUCAAAGAGAAUAGAUUACAUUUGUACUUUGGUGUGUGUAAGAUCAAAGAGAAUAGAUUACAUUUGUACUUUGGUGUGUGUAAGAUCAAAGAGAAUAGAUUACAUUUGUACUUUGGUUUUGAAUAUCGUGAACAGUAAAAAAAAAAAAAAAAUUCUUUCUUUCAAACUCAAUUUUAAUUUUUGUUAUUGUACUAUCGUCAUUUGUGAAAACUAACAACUAUAAUGCUGUUGUUAAUUUUUUUUUAAAUCCAAAAUAUUGAGGGUUGAGGAUUUCAUGAGUGCUAUUUUAAAUGAUUUUUACCAUCUUGGUGUAGUUGAUUGCAUUUAUGAAAGAGGUAUUGGAACGUUCUCCUUUUAUGUAAAGCUCUAGGUUUGUAUCAUUUGUAUUCAGUUUCUCAAAAGUAAUUCGGGUCAUGCACAUUUUUAAUGUUGCCGCCAAAUAUAAGAUUUAUGAAACUAGAUUUUUAUGAACACAAUUUCACACACUUGAACUUACAUUUUACAAUGAUGUGACUUUAGAAAUAUAGAAACCAUGGAUCACUAAAUUUUUUCAAAAUAUGUUGUUGUUUUUUUUUUUUAUUUAUCGUAUUUUUAUUUAAUUGGUUGAUAUUUUUAAAAAUGUUGUUUGUUUUUUAGUUGGUUGUUUUUUUGUUUGUUUUUUUUUUAAAAUGAUUGCUACGUCAUCAGUCUUAGAGGGCGUUAGUCCAGUAAAUAAAAGAAAACUAUAGUUAGAUAUAGAAUCAUUCAUUUAUAUUGACCAACUGAAUAUCAUUGUUUUGCUGGCAUUUGGAGUUCAUUAAUUAUUAUUUAUCAAUGUCACAGUUUUUAAUCAGAAAUGAUCAAUUCGGGAAGACGUUGUCUUUUGCUGUACAUUUUCAUGACGUAUCAAGACUGUGCUACCAAGGUCAUCCCUACAAGACUGUGCUACCAAGGUCAUCCCUACAAGACUUUUCUUACCAAGGUCAUCCCUACAAGACUGUGCUACCAAGGUCAUCCCUACAAGACUGUUCUACCAAGGUUAUCCCUACAAGAAUGUGCUACCAAGGUCAUCCCUACAAGACUGUGCUACCAAGGUCAUCCCUACAAGACUGUGCUACCAAGGUCACCCCUACAAGACUGUGCUACCAAAGUCACCCCUACAAGACUGUGCUACCAAGGUCACCCCUACAAGUCUGUGCUACCAAGAUCACACUACAAGACUGUGCUACCAAGGUCAUCCCUACAAGACUGUGCUACCAAGGUCAUCCCUACAAGACUGUGCUACUACGGUCAUCCCUACAAGACUGUGCUACCAAGAUCAUCCCUCUUGACCAUUGCACAAAGUCUCUGAUGUUAGAAAUUUUUUUUUAAAAAUCUUUUUAUUGAUUGCAGUCAGCGGGAUUGUGGGAUAUCAAAUAUGACGCAGAUUUCUUAAGUAGUAUCGUUGCCAUUAGUCUCAUUAAAAUCAAGUUUCAUCAGAAGUAACUAAGGCUUGUAGACAAGGCCAUCAUCAUGGCAUAUUUUUUAUAUACACUCAAUCAUUUAUGAAGUAAAUAUUUUGACUUCAUGUGCAGUGAGCUUCAGGUAGUGAUGUUCCAUGUACAGCCAGCUCAAAGUAGUGCUGUUCUAUGUACAUCCAGCUUCAAAUAGUGCUGUUCCAUGUACAGCCAGCUUUAAAUAGUGCUGUUUCAUGUACAGCCAGAUUCAAGUAGUGCUGUUCCAUGUACAGCCAGCUUCACAUAGUGCUGUUCCAUGUACAGCCAGCUCCAAGUAGUGCUGUUCUAUGUACAUCCAGCUUCAAAUAGUGCUGUUCCAUGUACAGCCAGUUUUAAAUAGUGCUGUUUCAUGUACAGCCAGCUUCAAGUAGUGCUGUUCCAUGUACAGCCAGCUUCAAAUAGUGCUGUUCCAUGUGCAGUCAGCUUCAAGUAGUGCUGUUCCAUGUACAGCCAGCUUCAAAUAGUGCUGUUCCAUGUACAGCCAGCUUCAAGUAGUGCUGUUCCAUGUACAGCCAGCUUCAAGUAGUGAUGCUCCAAAUGUAUAUCCUGCUUCCAGAUUCCAAAAGAGCUGCUCAACCAGCUUCAGUUCUGCAGAACAGAACAAAAUGUUAUCAAAUAAUAAACACUGAAAUAAAAUAAUAAACAUUGAAGUAAAAUUAUUACCACUGAAGUCAUUUACCACACGAUACAGCAAUGGGGAAUAAGAAGGGAAACUGUGGUGUGAUAUUUAAAACAUGGAUUACUCCCCUUUGGCUGGGGUUGUGUUCAUCCUCUCUCUCCCAUUAUCUUACACUGUUAUUAUUUAACGUGUUCGUUUUUGGCAUUUGUUCACAUUCAAUAUGUAUUUGUACACAUUCAAUAUGUAUUUGUACACAUUCAAUAUGUAUUUGUACACAUUCAAUAUGUAUUUGUACAAUCUGUUUAGAUUGAAAUUUAAACAUUCUAAAUUAAACAACUUCGAGAGAUUCAUAUUUUUAUAUGUUGGUUAUUAUAUUUCAGCAAUAUCAAAAUGUUUACGUAAUUUCUUAUGACGUAGUCACAUGUGCUUCGAAAAAAUUCUUGGAAAACUAAAAAUCCUUUCCGUGUGUUAGGCAUAGGAAACAAGGAUAGAUUCACCCCAUACCUGAGCUCCUAUGGGCAACAAGCAAACAUAAGGUCUUAUGGAAACCAGUAUCAGUUUAACCACUACCUGAACUCCUGUGGGCAACAAGCAUUCAUUAGGUCCUAUGGAAACCAGAAUAGUGCCCCUAUGUUAGCGCCUCCUCUGCCAGAAACAGAGAGACUUCCUUCUCGAUACAACAUCUUUAAGGAACUGCAAUAGUUACCGUAACACUUAGCUCAUUGUAAUAAUUUGAAAUGUGUUUCCACUACCCGCUCUUAAUUCUUAUGCGCUUGCAGACUUUACGUAACCACGUCUGCGGAGAUUCAUCGUGGGGCUUCCAAUGUGGUGCUCAAUUGCUGACAUGAUAUGUUAGAUGAACCAUUGGUCAAGUUUACAACUCGUACGUCACUCCGGGAAACAAACAUUGGAGUCUUUUAACAAGUCCAGUUCGUCUCAGUGUAGAUCACUCCGAGAAACGGUUACAAACUUUUACCAAUCAAAGUCGGUUGGUGGGUGGGGGGGGAGGGGGGGGGAGGAGUGAAAGAGUUAACUGGUGACUUAAGAAAUAAAACGAACAUAAAAAAAGUGUGGAAGUUGGUUGCGUAUAAUAGCUGGUCAAUUGGAAGCAAAAAUAGCUUUUAAUAUUUUGAAAGAAAAUGUUAAUUCCUAUUUGUUACAGCACUUGAACUAAAGAGAGAAAAAAAAUAUGUCUCUACUUUUAAGAUUAAGGUUUCAUGUGUGUAACAUAAUUAUGUUAAUCAUCUAGAUCAGGGGCGGGAACCUUUUUGUCUGAGAGAGCCAUGGACACCACAUAUUUUGAAAAGUAAUUCUUGUGAGAGCCACACAUUAUGUUUAAAACUAAAAAUUAAGAUAAAUGAGUGCAUUUUGUGUAAUUUCAACACUAAAAAUGCAAUAAUUAUGUCUCUGAAUUCUUUUUAAUAACAUUGUUUAAAGCUGUUGCUCAUCAAUACUGAGUAUAUCUUACCAUCAAUGCGACUUUUUCUUUUUUUUAUAAUCCAACAUUUGUGUGCGAGCCAGAUGCAGCCAUCAAUAGAGCCACAUCUGGCUCGCGAGCCAUAGGUUCCCGACCCCUGAUCUAGAUAAAAAUAUUCCCUCUCACUUUCUUUCACGCUUUAUAUGAAUGUCCGAAAAGUAUUUACAAUACAUUGUUUGAUAUGAGUAUGUUGUUUAACCUCAUAAAUAUGUGCCCACCCUUUAUCCGCACCGUUGAACUUUAGCUUUUGAAAAUGAAGAAAACCUAGAUGGCCUGAGUUGCAACCAAAAUAGAAUCCUCUAUUUUCCAUUUUCCAACAUUUUUUAGGUAUGGAUAUGUCCUUUUUUUUUAAUGUAAAUGCCAUUGAACUCUAUUUCCUUACAUUGGUUUAACACAAUUUUAAUUAAAACUUGUAUGUAACGAGUGUAAUAUCAUCGGAGGUAAAGAGAGCCAUCCACAUAAAACUUGUAUGUAACGAGUGUAAUAUCAUCGGAGGUAAAGAGAGCCAUCCACAUAAAACUUGUAUGUAACGAGUGUAAUAUCAUCGGAGGUAAAGAGAGCCAUCCACAUAAAACUUGUAUGUAACGAGUGUAAUAUCAUCGGAUGUAAAGAGAGCCAUCCACAUAAAAAUGUAAGCAUCGUCAUCACUCGAAAUAUGUUUAUAGAAGAGGGUUAAAUAUAUUAUUUAAUUAGUUCUCAAACUACCCAUGCACCGAUUGCCGGUGUGUUAGGACUUUAAGCUUUUGAUUAACUGUACUUAUGAAAUACGCCAGGCGAUAAAACGUGGCGUAAUUUCUGCUGUCUUGGGCACCAAGUCAUACUGUUGCGAUUAAUGUGUGCUGUCUUGGGCACUAAGUCAUACUGUGGAGCUUAAUUAGCGCUGUUUUGGGCAACAAGUCAAAGUGCUGAGCUAAAUUUGUGCUUUCUUGGGCACCAAAUCCUACUGUGCCGCUUAAUUUGCGCUGCCUUGGGAACCAAGUCAUACUUUGGAGCUUAAUUUGUGCUGUCUUGGGAACCAAGUCAUACUGUGGCGCUUAAUCUGUGUUGUCGUGGGCACCAAGUCAUACUGUGGAGCUUAAUAUGUGCUGUCUUGGGCACCAAGUCAUACUGUGGCGCUUAAUCUGUGUUGUCGUGGGCACCAAGUCAUACUGUGGAGCUUAAUCUGUGCUGUCUUGGGCACCAAGUCAUACUGUGGCGCUUAAUCUGUGCUGUCUUGGGCACCAAGUCAUACUGUGGAGCUUAAUCUGUGCUGUCGUGGGCACCAAGUCAUACUGUGGCGCUUAAUCUGUGCUGUCGUGGGCACCAAGUCAUACUGUGGAGCUUAAUCUGUGCUGUCGUGGGCACCAAGUCAUACUGUGGCGCUUAAUCUGUGCUGUCGUGGGCACCAAGUCAUACUGUGGAACUUAAUCUGUGCUGUCUUGGGCACCAAGUCAUACUGUGGAGCUUAAUCUGUGCUGUCUUGGGCACCAAGUCAUACUGUGUCAACACACCUAUGUUACUAGCGCACACUUUUUGCACACCAGUAAACCAAGCAACCAUUAGAAUCUCCCAUGUCAGUUUGACCACGCAGUGUGUUACAUUUUAUUUUAUCAUUAUUUCAAUCAAUGCUUACUGAUGCAUAUUUUUUUUGGAGGUACGUUUCAUUCUUUUGAAAAUUCGCCCUUGAAUGUAACAACAGAACAUUAGUAAAUCGUAGUUCACAAUUCUAUUUUAACUUCUUUGUACACCAACAUUCAAGUCUCUAGAUAUGAGCUAGAUAUGAGCUAGAUAUGAGCUAGAUAUGAGCUAGAUAUGAGCUAGGGUAUCCAUGACACGCUCAAGUAACUAAUUAAUUUAUAUCGGUUCGAUCUCCUUCAAAAUAAUGAUAGGAAUUUUUUUUUAUUAUUUUACGGAAAUCGAAUCAACUUAAACGCUUGAAAAAUAAAAUAUUUCCACUUUUAUUUAAGUGAAGGUUUAAGUGUUAUCAUUAUAAUUUACUAAUACAUUUAAAAUAAAAAUUGAGUAACUACUUUAAGCUAAGUUUAAAGCUAUUUAAAAAAAUUAUAUCCAAAGUAUCAUCUAAGAAUUAUUUUUAUGAAAUCAUUAAACCUAAACAAAGUAAACACAUAUAAAUGAAGUCAUUGCGCGAAUUGCCGAUUUUAGGCAAAGCUCCAAGUUUCUUUUCUUUAAUAACCACGGGUGAUAAAACUGAUAGUGUAUCCCUCUUUAUAGGUAAAAUUAAUAAUUAGGCCUAUAAUUGAUUGCUUUUUAAAAUUUUUAAUAAAAGACAGCUGAUUUUAGCUUUGUAUUUUUAACAUUUAAUACGUUGUUUUUUUUAUGCCAAAUAUAUACUUUCAGUAAAUUAUAAAGAAAUAAAAACUUAAGAUUUAAAUUUACUAUUAAUUAAAAUAGGUUUAAGUUUAAAAUAAGUAUUAAGUCUGUAUAAGCCAGACAGUGCAGAUAAACUUCAUAGCCAAAUAGCCAUCACUAACGCACUUAUCAUUCAUCCAAAUAAUAACAAGCCAUAUGAAGUUGCCCUUGGUUCAUUUUUAUAUUUAUAUCUAAGAGACCGCAAAGUGCGUGCAAUUCUUAUCCCUACAAUAUCGGGUCAUAUAAUCGAAUACUUCAAUAAUAAACUGCAGAUGUUUGGAUUUCCCAGAUAACUGUGAUCACCAAUUAAAAAUAUUAAUUACAUAGAGGACCAUUCGCUCAAAUUCGGAUAAAAUAAUUAAAAUAGUUCGUUAAAUGUUAUAUCAAAUUUAUUUCUAAUUUCUAAUAAUAAUAUUUAUAUAAAACAUAUAAUUAAAUUUAAAACAGAUAUAGUUUAAUUGUAUAUUAUUUAAAUUGAUUCGAUUGUAAUUAAAUAUAGAAAUUCCCUUUCAUUCUUGUAAAAAAUUAGAACGUAAUUAAAUUGAUUCGUCUUUUUAAGAGAUGUCAGGUUAUUCUAAUAUACUUGAAUAUAUGACCCGAUGUUACCGAGAUAUAGUGGUAGGCAUUAGUCGUUACUCUCUACAUGCUUUUGCGAAGUCUCAUCAGAAUGUCUUAUUCUAAUAUAUAUGUUUACAUUUUGUUUUGAGAAAUAUUUAUCUGCUGUCUUACGUCUGUUAUAUAGGUCUACCAGACACCUUUCCGUGCCCCUGAACUACAUUUAUUAUUUUCUAAAAAUUUAAAAAAACAUGAUCUUAAAUUUACUAUAAGCAUUUUUGACAAAUGGGUAAGGCUUCGUGGACGGCCGUGACUGUUUGCAAAAUGAACUUGAGGGAAGCCAAAAUAGAAAUCAACGAAUUGGAGAUCAUUGCUGAGCACCGUUUCAGAUGGCGAACAGCGGUGAAUGAACGAGUCAAACAGGCAGAGGAUGUGCGAAACAAAUCCUUGCAACGAAGAGAGCGUCAUGGGAGGUUAAAUUUAUACAGAAAUAAAGUUCUCCAUCAAAAAGUGCAGACGAGACUGCCUCUCAAAAAUCGGUCUCGUAAGCCAUUUGAUCAGGUGUCAAUCGCUGCUACAUCGUCUCAAGAGGACAGAAGGAUGCCAAUAUAUAUAUAUAUAUAUAUAUAUAUAUAUAUAUAUAUAUAUAUAUAUAUAUAUAUAUAUAUAUAUAUAUAUCUCUUUUAAAAACCCUCUCUAUAUAUAUUGUACCAAAUAUAAAUAUUUUUUUUUAUAUAUAUAUAUAUAUAUAUAUAUAUAUACAUAUAUAUUCCUAACUUGGAGAACCCCUGACAAUUUAGAAUGGCAACAACAUGAAACUAUUUUUUAUCAUUUGAACUACAGCUUUGUUUUUCCCCAGGGCAAUCCAUCUCCUUUUGUGUACACAUCAACACACAAAUUCUACCGAGAUGUUAUAGAGUGAGGCUCACAGUUGUUGAUGGCUGGCGAGUGUGAAGUACGGACAACAGCUGGGUGAAACUAUGCCUGGGUGUACGGAUGGGGUAAGAGGAGGGGAGGGGGGAAUGUGUUUACUCUAUAUAAGCAUUCGAACAAUGAUUGGUAUUUUUACACCUAGAAAUCAGAUCGCUGUUUUGGUCAUCUCUGUAACUGUGAAUUGGUUAAUGCGUGGACAGUGGUGAGUUGACUUUAGGAUUUUUUUUUUAACGUUUUUAUUAGUUAACGCUUGAGCAAUCGUGAGUCACACCAAUGUAGGUCAACAUCAACGUCUAUGUGGUCUGUCAUUAGCUUUUUGUUUUUUGUAAAGCAAAAUAAAAUACACACACAAUGCUGGGUGUCAAUAAUUUAUUAUUUAUUGUUGCCUGUAACAGAAUGUUAACAUAGACCAUCACAAAAAAUCUGGUAUCUCAUAUCACAAGAAUCGGGUAUCUCAUAUCACAAAAAUCACGUAUCUAAAAUGUUCAAAUUGUUUCUGGGACGCUUUCACCCAACCAAUGUCACUGAUACUAUUGCCUGUUAAGUUUAAAUAUAUGCUUUUUAUAUAACAAACCCAACAUUAUUAUGAUUCCAAAACCUUGAUAACACAGACCAUCACAAAAAUCUAGUAUCUCAUAUGUUCAAAUUGUCUCUAUGCAGCUUUUACUAGAUCAUUCAAAAAUUGGCACCAAUUUUCUCAUAUCAUUUCUAGCUUUUUAGAUACUGAGACAAUGCCAUUGUUAAACAUAAUGCUAACAACCAAAUACAGAUACUGUAGGCUGUUAAUCGUUCUUCUUCAUAUAGCGAACCCCCCCCCCAUUUCCCCCCCCCACACAGUUUAUGAUUUAAACUUUAAAGCUAUGCGAUUCAAAAGACGCCCCCACUGCAUGUGCGCCCGCAGGUAGUGGCAAGGUGGGGCACUUGCCCCCCCCCCCUGGAUUGAUUGGAUAACAUUUUUUUAGACAAAAAUUUUAUUAAAGUAAAGAGAACAUAAAGAGAAAGUAACUAAGCUGAUGUCCUGUCCGCUCGUUCACCAUACAAAUACGCUACAGUAAAUUAAAACUAUAUUAAAACAUUAUUAAAAAAUUUUUGCCCCCCCCCCCUGGUAAGUUAAUCGAUUUUUUGCCCCCCCCCCUUGGAAAGUUUUCUGCGGGCGCCCAUGCCCCACUGUAAGACUUUUAAAUGUUUGAUCUGACAGGAAAAUGUUGUUUCCGAUUCGAACAAUAGCCUGGCAUCAUGCGCCCAAAUUAUAUUUUGCUGGGUCAAGGUUGCUAAAACACUUCGAAUUAAAGCAUCUACAUGCUUUCUUCAAAUCUGUCACUGUUUCUUCGGGAGGUAACAAUUAUAAACCGCAUUUUGUAUGAUUCACCUCGUGUUACUUAAGCAUCAUUGAUCACAUUUUGUUCUCAGACCAACGAAGUUAGUGAACUGCUUUGAAUUGAAAAUGAAAAGACUAUAUUCUUUUGACUAUAUUCUUUUGACUAUAUUCUUUUGACUAUAUUCUUUUGACUAUAUUCUUUUGACUAUAUUCUUUUGACUAUAUUCUUUUGACUAUAUUCUUCAAGUCAAACACUCCUCAGAAUUUCACUGUUGUUAUUGAAUGGUUUUAAGAACUUUUCUUCAGUAAAGAAUGGCAGAAAGUCUUACUUCUCUUAAAACUAAGGUUUGCUCCUAUAUGACGAUGAUUCCAUGUCACUUACAAGAAGUUUAUUGUUUCUGGAAAUAGUCUAUAAAUAUUACACCUGUUGGGCAUAAGACUUAGUUAUCGAACAAUUGUUAGUAAUAAUUUGAAGUUUCUUCAUUUUUUUCCCCCAGAUUUUAAAAAUGAGAUUGUUUGUUACAAUUGUUACCUUGGUAUUCUGCUGCAUGGAUGUUGGUUUUGGAGAAUCGGAAAUUACUGAGUCAGUCUGUCGGAUCAAUUGUGAUGUAAGCAGUAUGUUAUCUGUCAUGUCAAUGGUGAUUUAAGCAGUAUGUUAUCUGUCAUGUCAAUGGUGAGGUGAGUGGUAUAUUAUCUGUCAUAUCCAAGGUGAUGUAAGCAGCAUUGUAUCUGUCAAAUCCGUGGAGAUGUGAGUAGUAUAUCAUCCGUCCUGUCAAUGGUGAGGUAAGCGCUUUAUUAUCUGUAAUGUCUAUGUUGAGGUUAGUAGUAUCCAUAUCCAAGGUGAUGUAAGCAGUAUCGGGUUAGAUUUUACUCUAAUUAAGUAUCUACAUUUUAUCAUAUACUAUGUCAUCACACUACUAAAUGUCAUUUCCAUAAGUCUAGUAAAUGACAUCGAGAAACCUGCAUACAUUGUUUAUUUAAUCAAGAAAGAGAUUUAACAGUAUUUAAAAGCUUUAAUUAACAAUUGAAUUGUUUGACAAAAGUCUAGUCUGAAACAACAAAUAUCUGUAUACUAUUCUUAAACUUCUUUCAUAACAAAAUUUCAUACAUUAAUAUGUUAUGUUAUGCAGUACUUUACUCUUUCAUAUAGUUAUUAGUAAAUUAUAUCGUUAUAAUUUACAUCAAAUAGUAAAAUCAAAUAAUUUUUUUUUUAAAUUUUAAACGCAUAAUUUUCUAUUCAUUUUAACUAAAUUUUCAUUUUUGUAUCUACACAUGUCACGCGACCUGACAUCAGAUCUAUGCUCUUGGUGCGUCUAUCGGGAAAGUUCUUGAUGGCUGCAACAACUGUUGGUGUGGAAACAGUGGCUUUGGCUGUACAAGGAUGGCUUGUCCGUGGUACCAGCCCCUGGAGUGUGAGAUCCAGGGAAAUGUAAGGAAAUAGUUUCACAAUAGCUCUAUAUAUAUUUAAUAAUUUAUAAUGAUCUUGGAAUUUUUACAUCAUAAACCCCUUUUGAUAUUUCUCGUGGAACGGAAAAAAUGUAAUAAGACGCUAUGAAAUUAAAAUUACGAUUUGAUAAUAUUUCGAAUAACCUACAAUCUUAAAGUUCAAAAUAGUUAAGUAAAAAAUAUAAAGGUGAAUGAAUGCAUAGGUUAGAUAAAGUAAACGUUAAAUAAAAUAUAUUUUUUUUUUCUAAUUAUAUUUCACAGCACUACAACCAUAAUGACAUCGUCCCAUCUGAUGAUUGCCAGGAAUGUCGAUGCAUGAAUGGCAACCUGGCUUGUACCGGCUGCCCAGCUUAAAAUCUGGCUAAAAAAUUACAUUUUAGAUUUUAAAAAUGGAGAUUCUCAAUCACCUUUCUUUUUGAAUAACAUGAGCAGUAAAAAAAAAAAUGGAAUUUCUUAUAAAUUGUAAAAUUGAAGUUGUUGUUUUUUUUAAAUUGCAAUUUUUCAUGACA